Molecule: messenger RNA, 3779 nt
Organism: Thecamonas trahens ATCC 50062
Lineage: Eukaryota; Apusomonadida; Apusomonadidae
Exons: 2
Coding region: 14-3652 (1212 amino acids)
Molecular function (GO): protein binding
Source: RefSeq, a predicted model, not a curated record
CUUGGCUUGUGCGAUGUCCGAGGGCAGCACACGGCGUUCACGUCGACGGGCGAAGCAAACCAAGGGAACUGAGUAUGAACAAGCACUUCAGGAAGAGAUUGUUCGACUUCGUCAGGUUGUGGAUGAAGAGCGUGCCAAGAAUACCAAACUGGUAGAGUGGGUCCAGAACACCCUCAAGCCGGGCAUUGUCUCCAUGAAGCGGGACCUGGAGGACAAGCUCAAGGCCGUCGUUGACUGGAACAAGUCUGUUCUGAAGAAUGUCUCUGACGUGACCGAUGCCAACGAGUCGCUGCUUGGCCAGCUCGACACGCAGUUUCAAGACCUCCACCGGACAACGACCAGCAAGCUCGAGGGACUCGCUGACAACCUAGAUGAGCUCAACCGCGAUCACGCUGAGCUGGAGACGUCGGUCAAGCGCGCCGAGUCGAUGGCGGCUGGCCAGCGGCUGAAGCAUGACGCUUUUGUGGCCUGGUUUAACGACCUCGAGGUGUCGUCAGUGGAGGACCGCCUUGCAGUCUCGCUCUCCACUACCCUCGGCGCCCAGACGGCUGCGGUCCACGAGGAGAUGGACGCAAAGAUCGAGGACUCGGUCUCAACGCUCGAGGCCCAGCUCGAGCAGCUAGUCUUCCGCCGCGUUGUCAAGCUUGUCGACGAGUACAAGGGGGAGAUGCGCGCCGCAUCCGAGACCAAGAACGGCGCUGCCCACGCGGUGAACCCCGAGGCCAAGAGCUCCGAGACCCACCACGCCGAUGUCUCGGCCUGGCUCGCUCACCACGGCAUCGAGAACUACUUCCCCAACUUUGCCGCUGUCGGCUUUGACACCCUCCCGGUCCUCCCCACCCUCACCGCCGACGACAUCGAGGCGCUCAACAUUCCCAAGCCCGGCCACAAGCGUGCGGUCAUCAUGGCUAUCAACGCCCUCAAGCAGCAGGCGGCCCGCGAGGACCCCGACGCGUCUAACCCACACCACGAGCUCAUUCCGCUCCGCGCCUCGGCCCUUGAGUCGUCGCUCGCGGCGCCGGCGCCGCCCAAGGCCGCGCCCGCGGGCUCUGCACCCGCCGCCACGGCCGCCACCACCGUCACCCUCGGCCCGGGUGCUGGCCUUGGCCUCUCGUCGCCGUCCGACUACCUCGGCUCGCUCGCCUCGCUCCGCGAGUCGCUCCUGCCCAACAAGCACGGCAAGGCCGCGAGUGCACCGGCGCCCGUCGCCCCGGCACCUGGCACCCAGCCUGUGGAGGGCGCCUCGUUUGCCGCGGCCAUGGGUCUACUCGGCGAUGGUGCUUCCGCGCCGCGCUCCCGCGCCGCGCCAGUCUCGCACCUCACGGUCGCCUCAGAGCCUGUCCCGCGGCGAAACCGUGCCGGCAUCCGCUCGGCCCGCGCCAGCAAGUCACGCCGCGGCGGAAGUCGCGUCAAGGCCAGCUCGGGCUCGGGCUCGGGCUCGGGCUCGGGCUCGGGCUCCCGCAGCGGCUCGUCAUCGUCGGGCGACUCGGAGGUGGCGCGCGCCAAGACCGCGUCGCGGCUCGCCAAGCUUUCGAUGCUCCUCAACUCAGACGGGUCAGAUGACGGCGAGUCUGGCGCGAGCAAGUCGUCGGCGUCGUCGGGCGACUCGGACCUUGCGCAGGACCUGACGUACCGUGCCGAGCAGCGGGCUGCGGCCAAGCGCUCGCUCGAGGCGGUGCUCCUCGAGACCGAGGCCGCCCGCUCCAAGGCCCUUCGUGACGGUUCCGAGUCGUCCGAGUCGGAGGAGACCAAGCGAGCGAACCGCCGCCUCGCGCGCAAGAAGGAGCGUAUGUCUGCCGCCCGCCGGCGGGCGCUUGCCCGCGGGGAGACCGGUCUCAUGGCCUCGGACGACGACCUUCCGCCGCCGCCGCCGGCCCGCGCGUCCAAGGCUGCCGCCGCCACUGCCGCGCGUCAGGCCAAGAAGAGCAAGGGCAAGGGCAAGAAGGCCAAGAGCAAGGCCAAGAGCAAGGCCAAGAAGGGCAAGAAGGGCAAGAAGGUCAAGAAGGGCAAGAAGAAGAACAAGUCGUCGUCGUCCUCAUCGUCGGGCUCGGGCUCGUGCUCGGGCUCGAGCGCCGGCUCCGGAGAGUCACCACCGUCGGGCGAGGCCGACGCCAGCAAGCCGCCGCGUGAGCCGCUGGCGACUGAGCAGAAGAAGACGGCCAAGGCCAAGUUUGACGAGGCCGACACCGAGUUUGAGGGCGCGAUUCCGGGCGAGCGCGUGGCCGGCGUUGUGGCGGCAUGCGAGUUUGGCCUGAGCGACGCCGAGAUUGCGGCGGUGGCCGAGGCGGUGGAGGAGGACGAGGCCGGGCGGGUGACGUUUGUGCAGCUGAUGCAUGCGCUCAAUGUGCAUGGGGUCGAGCCUGGAGCCGGCGCGGCGCCUGCUGCUGUGCCUGCUGCUGCGGCGCCUGCUUCGGCCCAGCCGCCACGCGGCGGCGGCGUCUCGAUCGGGUCUCGCUGGGAGGCCAUGCACGGGGCCGACGACGGGGCCAAGCGCGAGGCUGCACCGCCGCCGAAGCGAACGUUCAAAAAGUGGACGCCGACCGCAGAACCUGCGACCGAGGAGGCUGCGCCAGGCUCGCCGGCGAGCGCGACGUCGGGCACACCGGCGCCCAAGAAGAUCCGCCCGUGGGAGCAGCGGCUGCAGGAGGAGAAGGCGCGUCAGGCCGAGCGCGAGGAGGCGGAGCGCAAGGCCCGCGAGGCCAAGGUCGCCGCCGCCAUCGGCGACAAGAAGGCCGAGGCGCCGGUGGUCAAGUCGACGCCUGCUGGCUCCAAGUGGACGCCCGACCCGGUCCUGGUGCCCAAGGAGGAGCCGUCGGCCAAGCCGAAGCUCACCAAGGGCUCUUCGUGGCGGGACAAGGCCAACGCCGCCCAGGCGUCCGGUAAGUGGAAGGCUUCAUCGUGGCGGAAGAACCCGAAUGCCGCGGCCGUAGCCGAGACGCCGGCCGCGGCGCCUGCCGCAGCGCCUGCCGCAGCGCCUGCCGCAGCUCCCGCGGCAGCGCCGGCGGCCGACCUGCAGUCAUCGGUUGCCGCCGCAUUGGCGUCGGCCCGUGCGCGGCCGGCCCGCAAGCAGAAGGUAGAGCCUGCGGCACCGGCACCGACACCGGAGGCGGCACCGGCACCGGCACCGUCACCAGCACCAGCGUCGGCAUCGGCAUCAGCGUCGGCACCGGCACCGGCACCGGCGGCGGCCCCGGCGCCUGCCCCCGAACCAGCCCCCACCGACGCAGGGGCUGUGUCGGAUGCUGGAUCCAAGAAGAGAAAGAAGCGGCGGCGGCGCAAGUCGUCCAAAAAAGGCGACGACCUGUUUGGCACAACCGUCUCGGCUGCCGCCGUCUCAGGCGACGGAGCGUCGUCGGCCAAGGGCGGCGGUGCGAAGGCAGCCGGCUCGGACGCGUGGAUGUUUGACGGCGCCGGCGCCGCCGGAAGUGGUGCAUCGGCCGGCGCCGGAGGCAGCAGUGCUGCUGCUGCUGGCGGCGACUUUAUGGACGACUCGCUCUUCCCCGAUGCUGGCGGCGGACUGUUUGACGCCGGUGCGGGCGGAGCAGCCGCCGAGCCUGUCGCGCCCACCGCCGCUGACGACAUGCUUGCCUCAGCCUUUGACGACGGGCCAGGCCUGUUCGACACCGAGGUCGCUGAUCCGCUGUUUUCUUAACCCUUUACGGUACGCAAUGGACAAAUCUGCCCAUCGCGCAAGCCGCGUUCCGCGACGCUCCACAGACGUCGCAACGUCCACGAAUUGUUGUAAAAGAGUAGUACAAUGUGUUCAUGGCUGCCACAAC